Colletotrichum lupini is the source of this 684-nucleotide messenger RNA. RefSeq lists its product as uncharacterized. Lineage: Eukaryota; Fungi; Ascomycota; Sordariomycetes; Glomerellales; Glomerellaceae. The coding region runs from base 1 to 684 and encodes 227 amino acids. The record is from RefSeq and is a predicted model, not a curated record. The transcript is spliced from 4 exons.
AUGGAAUGGCUGGAGGCUUAUGAAAUGGCCAAAUGUCUUGACUCUGCCAGGAGCAGUUGUUUCAGCGCCGUUUCAGUCGACACUGGGCACGUCCAAGAAGCUUCAGCAAAUCAGUGGAGUUGGAACACACUCGAGACCGAUUCUGUCGAGGGAGGGGUUGGGAACGCUGCUUCUUUUGAGAUAAGAGGUCCUCAUCUCGUAGUGUGCCAUUACUUCAUUGGCACAUACCAAGAGCUCUCUAGAGAAACCAACCCCGGUCUCACCCGCUGCCCCGUCACCCGCGCGAUGACCGCCAUGCAGACUCUCGUCUCUUGCUCCCUCGCUCGGCGCUGCGCCUCCCGGGGGGCUCGUGCUGUCGUGCCGCCGGCGCAACAACGUCCCGCCAGGGCCAUCCACGUCUUCGGAUCGGACGAAAUGGCCGCCAGCUGGCGGAUCGUCUGUCUCGCCGAGUCUCUUUUUGAGUUUCUUGUUCAGACGACUCAGGUUCACUGUCUCUCCGGAACACAUACGGCACGUCGCGCACCCAGAACCACGGGCACGCCGCACACUGACCCUGGCAACCCUCGAAAUGCGCGCACCCGAGAUGAGGAGAACCUUAGUUUAUUGAAGCUUGAGGAGUUGGAGGGAGCUAAAACCCGUCGGACCGCAACUACAACACGUUUAGACACCGGCGCUAGGGCAUAG